Messenger RNA from Drosophila santomea, 1163 nucleotides. RefSeq names its product spaetzle-processing enzyme. The transcript is spliced from 3 exons. Bases 10 to 1095 code for a protein of 361 amino acids. NCBI's taxonomy places the organism in Eukaryota, Metazoa, Arthropoda, Insecta, Diptera, Drosophilidae. Gene Ontology annotation, molecular function: serine-type endopeptidase activity. The record is from RefSeq and is a predicted model, not a curated record. Gene Ontology annotation, biological process: proteolysis.
ACGUCUGUCAUGUUGCACGGGUCGAAAGUUUAUAUUUUGGCCCUUCUUCAAGCCUUUCUCUUGGCCAAGCUAACUGAGUCUGCUAUGUCAAGUUGCCCAAGAGAUGAGAAAUGCACCAGACUGGCCAGCUGCUCCCCGCUGAUGCAGAUCCUGAAGCCCUCGGGCAUGACUCAGGCGGAGAGGGAUGUGUUUGCCCACAGGCAGUGUGACCUGGACCCCCAUGGAGACGAGUUGCUGUAUAAGAUCUACGUUUGCUGUCCGGAGUUGGGUGACGUCCUGCCCAGCAACCAGAGCUGCGGACCAACGCCGCCAGAGUUCCCAACUCCGAGUGGCGGACAUGCAGUGCUCAACGAGUACCCGUGGUUGGCACUCUUGCUGUAUGAGAAUCGGCUAUCCUUGAGGUGGGAUCAAGAAACGAGUUGUGUGGGCUCGCUGAUCAACAGCCGCUAUGUGCUGACCGCUGCCCACUGCGUGACCGGUGACCACUUGACCCACAAGGACCUGGUGGUGAAGAGUGUGCGCCUGGGCGAGCACAAUAAGUCCACGAAUCCCGACUGCAUCACGUUGGACAGCGGUCAUCACCACUGCGCUCCGCCGCAUCUGCAAGUGAAUCUGGAGCAAGUUAUAGUGCAUCACGGUUUCUUUUCGAUGGGCACCACUUUCCUCAACGACAUCGCGCUCCUCCGUCUGCAGUUUCCAGUUCGAUACACGAAACAGAUCCGACCCAUUUGUCUAGUGGAUGCGGACACCCACUUACAGGGCUUGCGAAUCGCUAGCUGGGAUGCAACUGGAGGCAUUCGAACGGUGAUCAUGACCACGAUGAAGGAAAGGAAUCCAUAUGAUUGCCUGAUUAGUUAUCCCCACUUCCAUCCCGUGUCCCAAAUGUGCGCCAGUGGAGAGCGGGAAAGGGACACCUGUGUGGGCAUGUCCGGCAGUCCGCUAAUGGGCAUCAAGGAACGUAAUUUGCACGGGUACUUCUUUUUGGCAGGCAUUUCCACAUAUGGACAACAGCCUUGCUAUUCCCCUGGUGUUCCAGAGUUCUACACAAAAACUGGCUACUUUUUGGAGUGGAUUAAGGCCAAUUUGGCGCCCUAAUUUCAUUUCAAAAUCACUUUAUCAGGUCAGCAAAGCAUUCUUCUGUUUUAUAGAUAAUUUGCCUAAAU